This is a messenger RNA of Vitrella brassicaformis, 1241 nucleotides long. The record is from the annotation of a GenBank genome assembly. NCBI's taxonomy places the organism in Eukaryota, Vitrellaceae.
GCCGUUUCCCAUUACAGCCGCUCUUGUGCUGUCAACGGCAGCACCUCAUCAUCGGAGGUAGACCGAGGGGAGCUGUCGAGGUCGUCCUCCUCCACUGGUGUCACAACAACCGUCACGCCCCUGGCCGACUUGUGCUUCUCAUGGUUGUGUGCGUGUCCAUGGGCGUGGGCGCCGUGGCAGUGGCCGUGGGCGCCGUGGCCGUGGCCGUGGCCGCAUGAGAGUCCCAUUGCGUGGAUGGCCUUGUGCGAGAAAUAGUUGGACGACAGCAGGCAGGCCGACCCAAGCAGCCCCACCACCGUGUGGAUGAUGUCCAGCUGCUCAAGGUACACCAUCCACCCCCACAACACCGCCAGAGCCGAUGCAGGUGCACUUGUGGCCGAGGCGUCCGCCGUUCGAGGGCCUUCGGCUGUCAGGAGAGUCACGUCGGAAGCUGCCGCACCCUGCCCCUGUCUCAAAUGGUGGUGGUCGUGUGUGUGAGCGGGGAUGUGGCUGAAGUACAGCAGGGCCACGCCGAAAGCCCCCAGAGCGAACAGCCGCAGAAUGCGGUGCCGCGUGUAGUUCAUCAGCACCGACAGCCCGCCGAUGGGCAGCAGCACCCAAAACACAGCCUGAACCAGCCACACACGAGACUCUGCAGACACGAAUCUCUACUGGUCCUUUUGGCGCAUCCAUACCACAUCCACUGCGCUGUGGAUCUGGUCGUUGGUGUGUUCGCCGACAACCCCCAGCAGCGGUGCAAUGGCCAGCAGUGGCGGCAGCAGCACACACUCGAUGGCGCACAGCACCGACAGCACGGUGGUGGCAAUGGGGAUGGACGACUGAAUGCGCCCCAGCAGACCUGACCGUUGGGGCUUCAGGGACUUUGCUGAGGACGAUGACGGACCGACAGAUGGCGAGUGACUGCAGCCAACAGGCAUAUGACAGCCAUGGAGACCUCAGCUUCCCUCUGUACGGAUCUGCGCCCGGUAAAUCACUCACCUGUGCCCGUCGUCAUGAUGGUCGUGGUUCUGGUGGUUGUGGUUGUGGCUGUGGCUGCAGAGCUGGCUGGUGCUGGUGGUGGUGGUGUCGGAGAGGGGAGAGGAGUCGCCGGAGGCGCUUUCCCCCUCGCAGCAGCCCGUGUCGCUAUCGCAGCAGUGAGAGUGGUCAUGCGCCUGCCGGGCAUGGCACGCCGGCGAAGUGGAGAAAUAGGACAUCAGGCAGGGGAAAGCGGCGACAAGAUUCUCCCCGGUGGCAGAUCAUCA